AGUACGUUCUCUCUCUCCCAGCCACCAAUGACGAGAAAGAAGGUGAAGUUGGCUUACAUCAACAACGACUCCUCUCGAAAAGCCACUUUCAAGAAGAGGAAGAAGGGUCUGCUAAAGAAGGUGAGCGAGCUGAGCACGCUGUGUGCUGUCGACGCGUGUGCAAUCAUCUACAGUCCUUACGAGGCUCAGCCGGCGGUAUUCCCGUCGACGGCGGGGGUCAACCGUAUCUUGGCAAGGUUCAAGAAGAUGCCGGAGAUCGAGCAAAGCAAGAAGAUGGUGAACCAAGAAGCGUUCCUGAAGCAAAAGAUCGGCAAGGUGAACGAGCAGGUGAAAAAGCUGAGGAAAGAGAAUCGCGAGAAGGAGAUGAACCGACUCAUGUACUCCAAUCUCUGCGGUAAGACCAAUCUCCUAGGCUUAACUGUCACGGAUUUAAAUGAUCUCACUUGGCUUAUUGAUCAGAACUUGAAGGAUAUUAAUAAGAGGAUAGAGAAUGUGGCCAAGAAUACGACCUCUGCUCGGAUGGCGGCUGCGGCUGCAACAGCGCCGGUCGUGAAUGGGAAUUUCGAUGGGGAAGUGAAAGCUAAUGUGGUUGCUCCGAUGGUGAACGUCGAUAACAAUGGUGUCAAUGGCGCCGUGCAGAGGCAGCAGUGGCGGGUCGACUAGGCCAACUCUCAAGAAUCCAGUUAAUAAUAAUGCUGCGAGAUUAGGUGGAAAUGGCAUGAUUUUGCCAGUUGGGGACAAGAACAACGGCUGUGCUACUCUAUUGUUUAGAUUUAGUCAUGGUGAUUGGAGUUAUUUGUGUUUGGAGUUAUUUGUCUUCUGUAGUUGGUCAUGUUAUGUUAUGUUGAGUUAAUUUGUUUUAUGUUUUAAUUAAGUAAUGUCAGUGUUGUCUUGUUAUGUAGUUUCUUCUAAAAUGAAACUUUUGAGUAUUGGAUUUUGAGGUUAAGAAAUUGGAUUUUGUUUCGUGCUCAUGGUGCCUCAUGUUGUAAAUUUACAAGACCAAGCAAUACUAAAUG
Humulus lupulus (European hop) is the source of this 1016-nucleotide messenger RNA. RefSeq names its product agamous-like MADS-box protein AGL80. The record is from RefSeq and is a predicted model, not a curated record. Gene Ontology annotation, biological process: positive regulation of transcription by RNA polymerase II. The transcript has a single exon. Gene Ontology annotation, molecular function: protein dimerization activity; RNA polymerase II cis-regulatory region sequence-specific DNA binding; DNA-binding transcription factor activity, RNA polymerase II-specific. The coding region runs from base 28 to 663 and encodes 211 amino acids. NCBI's taxonomy places the organism in Eukaryota, Viridiplantae, Streptophyta, Magnoliopsida, Rosales, Cannabaceae.